Molecule: messenger RNA, 3402 nt
Organism: Dalotia coriaria
Lineage: Eukaryota; Metazoa; Arthropoda; Insecta; Coleoptera; Staphylinidae
Product: lysosomal alpha-glucosidase-like
Biological process (GO): carbohydrate metabolic process
Molecular function (GO): alpha-1,4-glucosidase activity; carbohydrate binding
Source: RefSeq, a predicted model, not a curated record
AAGCCGGCUGUAAUAAAAUUAUUAAUAAUUGAUAGAAUUCGAGGAAAAUUCAAUGAUGAGUCCUGGGGCUGCAGGUAUUGCGCAUGCCCUUGCCCGCGCAGUGUCCUUUUGUCCCUUUGUGACCUUUGCACUGCACGAAGGACGAUUCAAGCCGAGUCCACGAAUCAAAUUCGUAUCAAGUGGGACAAAGUGCCGUGCGUUGUUCCGGCUCGACCCGCCGCAUCCACCGAAAUUAGGUUACCGAGGGCCCAAGUGCACAGGCAAAAGGGUCGGGGGAGGAUGAACAGCUGUCCCUCGUCUACCCUACACAGGUUACGCAGCUAGCGCAACGAGCUUAACGGCCAAUCACGGCAUUCGAGCCCGUUUAACGGUUUUGACGUUAUCUCGCACCAUUUCCACCGUGAACACAGCAUUGUUGAUGCACACUUACAACAAUGACACGGCUACGUGAAUUGGUGUUGGCCUACCGAACGCGACGUUCAAAGCGUUUACCUCAGCUGGAUACAGUCUCAUUUGAUUCAUUUUAUAAUGAGGGACCCACUGACCAAUUUCCUAUCACCAAAGAAUCAUCAUUGAAUGAUCUCUCACCAAGUCAUUCUCCUGCUAGAGAAUACGUGAAAUUCUCGGCACAAAACUACAAAGCGCCGGCAAGCUGCACCCGUCCAAGCCUAGCCACAAUCCUUUUGGGAAUCGUCCUUGUGGCUGUCUUUGUCAUCCUGCCGGCACUCUAUUUGAUUCACUGCUUCGGCCUCAUCCGCAGUGAUUAUGACAACCGUAUCCCGCACAUCUUUGCCAUCAAAGAAACUUACCACUAUGCGCCCGGCGAGAAAGUCCACGAAGCUCUCGACGUCUACAGCAAUGGCAAAACACGCGUUGUCGUUAAAGAAUUACCGCUGCCGCCCAAACCCGACUAUGCGCAUUGUCCGCUUGACGAUGCGAAUAAAUUCGACUGUUUUCCCGAAGGCGAUGUUACGAAGGAGAAGUGUGAAGCGCGUGGAUGUUGCUGGGUGCCACGCAACUCCAAGAAGCGCAAUAAAAAGUUCAAUACAUUAAACAUCAAUACGCCGUACUGUUUCUUUCCGGAUAAUUAUCGCACGUAUAGUUUUGUUAAUGUAACACUCACCGACUUCGGAUUGGUUACGUUCAUGAAGCGGGAUUAUCGCAGUGCAUAUCCGGAUGAUGUGGAAGUGAUAAAGAUGAUUGUUAAGUAUGAGACUGAGGAUAGAUUACACUUUAAGAUUGUUGAUCCGUCUACAACUCGUUUCGAGCCACCAUAUCCCGAUGUGCCGGUGGUCGAUGGAGCUCCGUCGAACUUAUCCUACGCGUUCGCCAUUUCCAAUUCGACUUUUGGCGGAUUUCAAGUUAUUCGAAAAUCGGAUAACACUGUAAUAUUUGAUACUAUGAACAUGCAAACAUUGAUCUACGCGGAUCAACUUAUCCAGUUUACUACGAAACUUUCUUCUGAUAAAAUAUUCGGACUGGGCGAGCAUCGAUCGCCUUUUUUGCUCUCGACACACUGGACGAAAUUUACAUUGUGGAAUCACGAUAAUAUACCACUAGAAGAUGCGAAUUUAUAUGGUUCACAUCCAUUCCUGAACAUAGAACCAUCCGGCUGUUCUCAUGGUGUCUUUUUGCUCAAUAGUAACGCGAUGGAUGUAAUUAUCCAACCGACGCCUGCCGUUACCUAUCGUACCAUCGGUGGUAUCUUAGAUUUUUACAUAUUCCUCGGUCCGACACCCGCGAAUGUCGUCCAGCAAUACACUGAAAUAAUCGGCAAACCAUUCAUGCCUCCCUACUGGGGUCUUGGUUUCCAUUUGUGUCGAUUCGGCUACAAAACUCUCAAUGACACAAAAGAAAUACUCCAGAAGAAUCUAGACGCUGGUAUUCCAAUAGACACACAGUGGAAUGAUUUGGACUACAUGGCGAAUCACAAUGACUUUACCUAUGAUAAGAAAGCAUAUGCGGGAUUGCCUGCGUUCGUAAAAGAAUUACACUCGAAAGGAAUGCAUUACAUUCCAUUAGUGGAUGCUGGAAUAUCCGCUAGAGAGAAAUCCGGUACUUAUCCACCGUAUGACAAAGGAUUUGACAUGAAAAUUUUCGUUACGAAUUCAUCGGGACUCCCAAUGGUCGGCAAGGUAUGGAAUUUGGGUACGACAGUAUGGCCAGACUUCACGAAUCCGUCCACGGUUGAUUAUUGGACAUCUAUGUUGGAAGACAUGCAUAAAUCCUUCGAAUUUGAUGGUAUCUGGUUGGAUAUGAAUGAACCUAGUAAUUUCAUCGACGGUCAAUACGGGGAUUGUCCUCCAUCUAGUUUGGAAACCCCGCCGUAUCUUCCCGGAGUUAAUGGUGGCAAAUUAAACUAUCAUACCUUGUGCAUGACAGCGAAUCAUUCUGUAGGAUUGCAUUAUAAUGUACAUCAAUUGUACGGGUUGACUGAGUCGAUGGUAACCAACUUUGCUUUGGCUACGAUUCGUGCUAAACGACCGUUUAUAAUUUCACGUUCGUCUUUCCCUGGUUUGGGUAAAUACGCUGGACAUUGGAGCGGAGAUGUUGUCUCCGAAUGGAAAGAUAUGAAGUUUUCAGUGCCACAAUUACUCAGCUAUAGUUUAUUCGGUGUGCCAAUGAUGGGUGCUGAUAUUUGUGGUUUUAACGGCAAUACAACUGAGGCUUUGUGCAAUAGAUGGUCACAGCUUGGCGCGUUUUAUCCUUUUUCACGAAAUCAUAAUACUGAUGAUGGAAUUCCACAAGAUCCAGUUUCUCUUGGACCUGACGUAACCGCAUCCGCAAAGAAAGCCCUGACUACUCGUUAUUCUCUGCUGCCAUAUUUGUACACCCUCUUCUGGGCUGCGCAUGUCAACGGUGACACCGUAGCACGUCCAUUAUUCUUCGAAUAUAUUGGCGAUACUAAAACAUACGCCAUUGACGACCAAUUCCUUUGGGGUGCAGGAUUAAUGAUCGUCCCAGUCUUAUACGAAAACCGCAUGUGGGUAAACCCGUAUUUACCACGCGGUUACUGGUACGAUUACUACUCACAUCAAAGAAUUGAAUCAAACGGAACGCGAUUCAAUAUUUCUGCUCCCCUGGAUACCAUCCCGUUGAUUAUUCGUGGUGGUUACAUCCUGCCACAACAGGAACCAUUGCAGACUACAACGCGUGCGCGUCAAACCAAAUUAAAGUUGCUGGUUGCGCCUGAUGAUAGCAUGAAUGCAAUGGGCAAGUUGUAUUGGGAUGACGGAGAUUCACUAAAUACUGUCGAAGAGCGUCGUUAUGUUUUAAUCAAUUUCAAUAUGGCGAACAACACGUUAACUACAGCAAUUGAACAUUGGGGCGAUAACAGCGUUACAAAUUUGGACCGUGUAACCAUCAUGGAUUGGAACGCGUAACAAACGUUACUAUCAACAA